Messenger RNA from Saccharomyces eubayanus, 822 nucleotides. RefSeq names its product Dal80p (gene DAL80). Gene Ontology annotation, molecular function: zinc ion binding; DNA-binding transcription factor activity, RNA polymerase II-specific; RNA polymerase II cis-regulatory region sequence-specific DNA binding. NCBI's taxonomy places the organism in Eukaryota, Fungi, Ascomycota, Saccharomycetes, Saccharomycetales, Saccharomycetaceae. The record is from RefSeq and is a predicted model, not a curated record. Gene Ontology annotation, biological process: negative regulation of transcription by RNA polymerase II; positive regulation of transcription by RNA polymerase II. The coding region runs from base 1 to 822 and encodes 273 amino acids. The transcript has a single exon.
AUGGUGCUUAGUGAUUCGUUGAAACUGCCCUCGCCUUCUCUUUCUGCUGCUGCUGCUGUCGUGGACGACUGUGAUAGUGAGGACCACCCCACGUGCCAGAACUGCUUCACCGUUAAAACCCCCCUCUGGAGAAGAGAUGAACACGGUACUGUUCUGUGUAACGCUUGCGGCCUUUUCCUGAAAUUGCAUGGCGAGCCAAGGCCCAUUAGUUUGAAAACUGACACUAUCAAGUCCAGGAACAGGAAAAAACUAAACAACAAUGCCACAAACAAUGCCAGCUCUAACUCUAACGCCCACACUAACGACCCAAAUAAAAUAUUUAAAAGAAAAAAACGGCUGCUCACAACUGGUGGAGGCUCGCUGCCCAGUAAUAACCCAAAGGUAUCCAUCUUGGAAAAAUUCAUGGUUAGCGGGUCCAUCAAACCACUGCUGAAACCAAAGGAAGCACUGCCCAGUGCUAAAGACUACCCCAUGCAGCGGGGAAAAUAUUCUUUGGAACCCAGCGAGCCCAGUGGGAAGAACUACCUCUACCAAAUCAACGGUUCCGAUAUAUACACGUCAAAUAUAGAGUUGACAAGGCUACCCACGCUGUCGACAUUAUUGGAGCCGUCCCCCUUCUCAGAUCCUACUAUACCGGAGAUAGAGCUGACUUGGAAGCUGCACAACGAAGAGGAAGUAAUCAAAUUGAAGACGAAGAUAAGCGAACUGGAGCUGGUGACAGAUCUAUAUAAAAAGCACAUAUUCCAACUUAACGAGAAAUGCAAGCAACUGGAGGUGGAGCUUCACUCCCGAGCUCCAAUCCAGCCUCGCCCACAACACUAA